UUGCAAUUCGUUACACAAGAUGCAACAACAUGGAGGACGUCUGUAGCAGAAACACCUUUCGUUUUGUGAAGAAUCUUAUGAAUUAUCCUUUAGAAUGUUUGCUUUUGUACGUUUCAGUCAGUAUAGGAUGUUUUUCUAUUAAAGGAGGGUUACCAGGCUUUGAAAAUUCCACUGAUGGGAGCAUUGGAAAGGAGUUCCCAAUAUAUCAGAAUGUCCUUUAUAGUGUAUUCACAUAUGGUAUCAUUAUGACACAUGCAUUUAUCCAGAUUCAAAGGACACUCAGAAGGACACUUUGUUCCAAACAAGUGAUAGCUAUUUUAUCCGUUCAUGGCAUCUUGUCAGUGGUUACUUUUCUGUCAUUGUCAUUUCUGUGUACCAGGAGGCCUGAUUUCCUUAUCAUAUAUAGGUUUGCGAUCCCUACAUUUUUGUUUCUUAUGGAUUGGAACAGAUGUAGCAAAGUUGUUUCAAGUGUAGCUGGGAAAUUUUAUUUUGAUAAGGUUUCAGAUGCAAGGAUUGCUGAAACUUUUUCCCAUUAUGGAUUGUCACUGUUAUCAGAGUCAUCUUUAGAGGGGUUGGUUCUUGGCUUUGGUCUUUCAUCAGGUAUUGCCGAAGUGGAGGUUCUCUGUACAUUUGCUUGUCUUGCUAUCAUCACAUCAAUUACAUCAUUUUUCAUUUUGCUGCCAGCCGUAACUAGCAUCUUUAUCCAAUUGAAUGAAAAUUCAUCCGAUUCUGAGAAGGACAACACGGAGGUGACCAAUCAAGAUGAGAGGAUAACGUACAAGAGGUUUCUCAGCAGUGAAAACGAGGCGACUGGUUAUCGAAGCAACCCUCUUGCAAAUCACCUUAGGUUUAUUAUGUGUGUUGGGCUAUUCAUCGUUCAUGUGGUUAAUCUUUCUUGGCAUGUUGUACAUCGUAACAGGGAAUCUAGUGAGAAAUUGCAUUGGCUUUCGCUUGAACAGCUUUUCGCGUUAUCGCUGGUUGCUAAUUUUGCAUUUAAAUAUCUGCUGCAUGAACUCAGGGAAUCGAUCGAGACAUCCGCUGCUGGAAGGAGAGUAAGGACAAUAUCGAGUAGCAAUACGCCGGUGACAGAAAGCCCAGCAGUGGCUCAGCAACCUCCAUCAAGGGAGUUAAAUAUGAUGGAAAAGAAAGGCAUUGAGCAUUUAUCAGAUGAUGAAAUUGUUUCUCUGAUCGAGUCAAAACAAAUCGCUAUGCACAGCUUAGAGACUGUCUUGAAAUCUUUCGACCGCGCCGUUGAAUUGAGGAGGACGGUCAUUGGAAGACGCUUGCGUGGAAAUGCGCCAUCAUUGAAUAACCUCCCUUGGGAAACAAUGGAUUAUUCGAAGGUCCACGGUGUCUGUUGCGAAAAUGUCAUUGGCUUCUGCCCUGUGCCAGUCGGCUUUGUUGGGCCAUUGCUAUUGGAUAAAAAGCAAUACCACGUGCCAAUGGCUACAACUGAAGGCUGUUUGGUUGCCAGCACAAACCGAGGCUGUUCGGCCCUACGAAGUGCAGGAGGCGUUUCCAGUUUUCUUUUGGGAGAUGGAAUGACCAGAGGACCAGUUGUGCGAUUUCAUUCGGCAAAAGAGGCCAGCGAGCUCAAGCACUGGCUGGAUAUGCCGGAAAAUUACUCAAGAGUAGAAGAAGCUUUUAACGUCAGUAGUAGGUACACUGAACUGAAAUCGGUAAAAUGCACUGUGGCAGGUCGUUUGGUCUUUCUGCGCUUUCGGGCAAUCAGUGGAGACGCUAUGGGGAUGAACAUGGUUUCCAAGGGAACAGACAAUGUGCUUCGGUAUUUGCAAAUCAAGUUCUCUAACAUGGAGAUUAUCAGUGUCAGUGGCAAUUACUGCACAGAUAAAAAACCAUCAGCAAUAAAUUGGAUUGAUGGUAGAGGAAAAUAUGUUGUUUGUGAAGCUGUUAUUCCGGGAAGUGUAGUCAAAAAGGUUCUAAAGACAACUGUAGAAUCGAUAUCAACAGUCAACGUAAGCAAGAAUCUUGUUGGCUCGGCAAUGGCGGGAAGUAUAGGAGGCCAAAAUGCGCAUGCUGCCAACAUUGUAGCUGCAAUUUACAUAGCAACUGGACAGGACCCUGCUCAGUGUGUUGUCAGUUCCAAUUGCAUAACAUUAAUAGAACCACACGGAGACAAAAAGGAAGAUUUAUAUAUUAGUAAGCAAAUAACAUCGCUAAUGAUUGUUAAGGGAAUUUGUUAUAAUAGAGAUAUGAUGGGAAUACGAGGUUGUGGCGAUGUCGUCGGUGAAAAUGCUAGUACGUUGGCGAAGAUUGUCUGUGGAACUGUUCUUGCUGGCGAGUUAUCUUUGCUGUCAGCUUUAGCUGCAGGUCAUCUUGUUAAAAGUCAUAUGAAAUUUAAUAGGGCUAACGGAAUGAGUUCAAGUGCAAAGUGCCCGACAGUCUGAUUUGUGUUUGAGUAUAGUAUCGCCUGAAUAGAUAGUGUAAUUCGUGUUAUUAAAGACGUAAUUCAUGUUGUAAUUGCUGUGAAAUGUUAGCCUCUUUCGAUCAAAAAUUUAUCCUUGUUUAUGGAAGUUCUGAGUUAGUAAAACGCUGAAAAUUAGAAGAAUAUUUAUAUAAAA
Rhopilema esculentum is the source of this 2582-nucleotide messenger RNA. NCBI's taxonomy places the organism in Eukaryota, Metazoa, Cnidaria, Scyphozoa, Rhizostomeae, Rhizostomatidae. The record is from RefSeq and is a predicted model, not a curated record.